ACAAGUUCAACUUCAAUACCAAGUACCAACAACACUCAGCCUCCAUCAACCAGCCAGGAAACCUCUGCAACAAUGGUGUCCUCAUCCACAGAGCCACAAUCUACAUUGGCACCCACAGAAAUUACUGACUCAAGAGCCUCAACCUCAACACUCAACACAAAUGGAGUUACAAGACCUUUAGGCACUGAUCAUUCUGCAACAACCAUCACCUCAUCCACAAAUACAGAGGUCUCCACAAAUUCACAAUCUACAUUCGCUACUCAUUCCACUCAAGCAUCUAAUGAACACACAAGUUCAACUUCAACACUAAGUUCCAACAACACUCAGCCUCCAUCAACCAGCCAGGAAACAUCUGCAACAAUGAUGUCCUCAUCCACAGAGCCACACUCUGCAUUUGCUACUCAUUCCACUCAAGCAUCUACUGAACCCAGAAGUUCAACUUCAAUGCUAAGUUCCAGCAAAUCUCAGCCGCCAUCAACCAACCAACAAACAGCUGCAACAAUGAUGUCCUCAUCCAAAGAGCCACACUCUACAUUAGCUACUCAUUCUACUAAACCAUCUACUGAACACACAAGUUCAACUUCAAUGCUAAGUACCAGCAACUCUCAGCCUCCAUCACCCAGCCAGGAAACAUCUGCAACAAUGAUGUCCUCAUCCACAGAGCCACGCUCUACAUUUGCUACUCAUUCCACUCAAGCAUCUACCGAACCCAGAAGUUCAACUUCAAUGCUCAGUACCAGCAACUCUCAGCCUCCAUCACCCAGCCAGGAAACAUCUGCAACAAUGAUGUCCUCAUCCACAGAGCCACGCUCUACAUUUGCUACUCAUUCCACUCAAGCAUCUACCGAACCCAGAAGUUCAACUUCAAUGCUAAGUACCAGCAACUCUCAGCCGCCAUCAACCAGCCAAGAAACAGCUGCAACAAUGAUGUCCUCAUCCAAAGAGCCACACUCUACAUUCGCUACUCAUUCUACUAAACCAUCUAAGGAAAACACAAGUUCAACUUCAAUACCAAGUACCAACAACACUCAGCCUCCAACACCCAGCCAGGACACAUCUACAACAAUGAUGUCCUCAUCCACAGAGCCACAAUCUUCGUUGGCACCCACAGAAAUUACUGAAUUAACAGCUUCAACAUCAACACACACCACAAAUGGAGUCACAAAACCUUCCAGCACUGAUCAUUCCACACCAACCAUCACCUCAUCCUCGAAUACAGACGUCUCCACAAAUUCACACUCUACAUUCGCUACUCAUUCCACUGAAGAAUCUACUGAACACACAAGUUCAACUUCAAUACCAACUACCAACAACACUCAGCCUCCAUCAGCCAGUCAGGAAACAUCUGCAACAAUGGUGUCCUCAUCCACAGAGCCACAAUCUACAUUGGCACCCACAGAAAUUACUGAAUCAAGAGCCUCAACCUCAACACCCACCACAAAUGGAGUUACAAGACCUUUAAGCACUGAUCAUUCGGCAACAACCAUCACCUCAUCCACAAAUACAGAGGUCUCCACAAAUUCACAUUCUACAUUCGCUACUCAUUCCACUCAAGCAUCUACUGAACACACAAGUUCAACUUCAAUACCAAUUACCAACAACACUCAGCCUCCAUCAACCAGCCAAGAAACAUCUGCAACAAUGAUGUCCUCAUCCAACGAGCCACAGUCUUCCAGCACUGAUCGUUUCAAAUGA
Messenger RNA from Dicentrarchus labrax (European seabass), 1695 nucleotides. Its product is annotated as mucin-5AC-like. Bases 73 to 1695 code for a protein of 540 amino acids. The record is from RefSeq and is a predicted model, not a curated record. NCBI's taxonomy places the organism in Eukaryota, Metazoa, Chordata, Actinopteri, Moronidae. The transcript is spliced from 2 exons.